GUUACACGGUGUUACACGGAGUUACAUGGUGUUACACGGUGUUACAUAAUGUUACACGGUGUUACAUGGUGUUACACAUUGUUACAUGAUGUUAUAUAAUGUUACAGGGUGUUACAUGGAGUUACAUGGUGUUGCAUAAUGUUACACGGUGUUACAUGGUGUUACACACUCUUACAUGGUGUUACAGGGUGGUACAUAAUGUUACAGGGUGUUACGUGCUGUUACACGCUGUUACAAGGUGUUACAUAGUGUUAGACGGUGUUACAUAAAGUUACACAGUGUUACUUGGUGUUACAGGGUGAUACAUGGUGUUGCAUAAUGUUACAGAGUGUUAAAUGGUGUUAAAGGGUGUUACACGGUGUUGCAUAAUGUUACACGGUGUUACAUGGUGUUACGGGUUGUUACACGGUGUUACAGGGUGUUACACGGUGUUUCAUAGUGUUAAAUGAUCCUGCAGGGUGUUACAUGGUGUUACACGUUCUUACAAGGUGUUACAAUGGUUUUACGCCGUUUCAUGGUGUUACAGAGUGUUACGUAAUAUGUUAGGUUACAGGGUGUUACAUGGUGGUACAGGGUUUUACACGGUAUUACAUGCUGUUACAUGGUGUUACAGGGUGUUACACGGUGUUUCAUGGUGUUACACGAUCUUACAAGGAGUUACACGGUUUUACAGGGUGCUUCACGGUGUUUCAUGGUGUUACACUGUGUUACAUAGUCUUACAAGGUGUUACAUGGUGUUACACGGUGUUACAUGGUCUUAAAUGGUGUUACACAUUGUUACAAGGUGUUACAUGGUGUUACACGGUGUUACAUAGUAUUACAAGGUGUUACAUUGUGUUACACGGUGUUACAUGUAUGGUGUUACAUGCUGUUUCAUGGUGUUACAAUGGUUUUACGGUGUUUCAUGGUGUUACAUGGUGUUAUGUGAUGUUACACGAUGUUACAUGCUGUUACAUGGUGUUAGAGGGUGUUGCACGGUCUUUCAUGGUGUUACAUGAACUUACAAGGUGUUAAACGGUUUUAUAAGGUGCUUUACGGUGUUUCAUGGUGUUACACUGGGUUACAGGGUGUUAGAGGGUUUUACAUGGUGUUACACGGUGUUACAUAGUGUUACAAGGUGUUACAUGAUGUGAUACGGUCUUAAAUGGUGUUACAAGGUGUUUCAUGGUGUUACAGGGUGUUACACGGUGUUACAUGGUGUUACACGGUGUUACAUGCUGUUACAUGGUGUUAGAGGGUGUUACACGGUGUUACACGGUCUUUGAUGGUAUCACACGAUCUUACAAGGUGAUACACGGUUUUACAAGGUGCUAGAUACACGUUGUUACGGGGUGUUACACGGUGUUUCAUGUUGCUACACGUUGUUACAGGGUGUCACACGGUGUUUUUUAUCGUGCUACAUGUUGUUACAGGGUGGUACACCGUGUUUUAUGGUGUUACAGGGUGCUUUAUGGUGUUUUAGGGUGUUACACGGUGUUGCAGGGUGGUAUUCGGUUUUACAGGGUGCUUCACGGGGUUUCAAGGUGUUACACGGACAGAUACACGUUGUUACGGGGUGUUACACGGUGUUUUAUGGUGUUACACGGUGUUGCAUAGUCUUACAGGGUGUUACAUGGUGUUACACGGUGUUACAUGCUGCUAUAGGGUGUUACAUGGUGUUAGACGGUGUUUCAUGGUGUUACACAAUCUUAAAAGGUGUUACAGGGUGUUACAUGGUGUUCCACGGUGUUACAUGGUGUUCCACGGUGUUUCAUGGUGUUACACGAUCUUACAAGGUGUUACGGGGUGUUACAUGGUGUUACAUGGUGUUACGCGGUGUUACAUGCUGCUAUAGGGUGUUAGAUGGUGUUACACGGUGUUUCAUGGUGUUACACGAUCUUACAAGGUGUUACAGGGUGUUACAUGGUGUUACACGGAGUUACAUAGUGUUACAGGGUGUUACAUGGUGUUACAUGAUGUUACAGGGUGUUUCAUGGUGUUGCACGGUGUUAGAGGGUACACGGUGUUUUAUGGUGCUAGACGUUGUUACAGGGUGUUACACCGUGUUUUAUGGUGUUACAGGGUGCUUUACGGUGUUACACGGUGUUUUAUGGUGGUAGACGAUCUUACAAGGUGUUACAGGGUGUUACAUGGUGUUACACGGUGUUAAAUAGUGUUACAGGGUGUUACAUGGUGUUACAGGGUGUUACAUGAUGUUACAGGGUGUUUCAUGGUGUUGUACGGUGUUAAGGGGUGCAUCACGGUGUUUUAAGGUGUUGCACGGGUAGAUACACGUUGUUACGGGUUGUUUUAGGUCUUUUACGGUGUUUCAUGGUGCUACACAUUGUUACAGGGUGUUACACGGUGUUACAUUGUGGUACACCGUGUUUCAUGGUGUUACACGGUUUUACAGGGUGCUUCACUGUGUUUCAAGGUGUUACGCGGUGAUAUAUAGACGUUGUUGCGAGGUGUUACACGGUGUUUUAUGGUGGUACACGUUGUUACAGGGUGUUACACGGUUUUACAAAGUGUUACACGGUGUUACAGGGUGUUACACCGUGUUUCAUGGUGUUACAGGGGGCUU
This is a messenger RNA of Porites lobata, 2563 nucleotides long. The record is from the annotation of a GenBank genome assembly. Lineage: Eukaryota; Metazoa; Cnidaria; Anthozoa; Scleractinia; Poritidae.